Messenger RNA from Stylophora pistillata, 3520 nucleotides. RefSeq names its product rac GTPase-activating protein 1. Gene Ontology annotation, biological process: Rho protein signal transduction; mitotic cytokinesis; mitotic spindle midzone assembly. Gene Ontology annotation, cellular component: centralspindlin complex; cleavage furrow; midbody. Lineage: Eukaryota; Metazoa; Cnidaria; Anthozoa; Scleractinia; Pocilloporidae. Gene Ontology annotation, molecular function: GTPase activator activity. The record is from RefSeq and is a predicted model, not a curated record.
CGAACAAGAUGGCUGAGUGGUGAAGACGGUUUUCUUCUGAAGAAGUUUACGUUUGAAUUUUGCCCGCGGAUAUUGCAUUUUUAGCAAUUCCAAUCCAUUAAAGAAUAAGUCAUGUCCGUUGCAGCUCUUGUAGGAUCUUUUGAUGAUAUCGUCCGCUCCACAACGGUACUUGCCGAAGGAAUUGAAGGAGAAUUCAUCAAGUUUGUAUCACAGCAGGAAGAAUGCCGAAAGAAAUGGCUCGUUGCAGAGAAAGAGGCCGUUCGACUGAAGCAAGAAAUCGCCAGGAUCACAGCUGAGAACGAAGCACUUGAAGUAAAACUCAAACAUGCAAGGAGUCAAGUUGAAAUAGAGAUCAAGAAGAGAAGAAAGGCAGAAGCAACCCAAGAUCACUUGGAAAGACAAGUGGCCUUGAUCCGUGAACUACUAAAUGACAAAGACACAAUGAGCAGGUUAAAUGACAAUGAAAGACAAACACUGAUACAGUUGAGCCAGUGUCACCCUGAGGAUUUUGCCAGUCCAAGGAAAAGGCGCUUGAGUACGCAGGAUGAAUCUACUGGGUCAAUCUUGUCUCCUUCAGACAUUAGUUAUGACAACACAGAGGAGGACUUGGAUGUUUCCCAACCCAGGAAAACCAUGAGAAAGGCAGUUACUCCUCCCAAAAGACCCAAGACUGAUGAGGUUGAUGGGCAGGUGGUUGUUAAGCAUGUUGUUCCAGACAGUCCAGUCCGUGUUCCAAUUUAUCCAAGUCCACAGAUUCCUAUUCAACCAUCAGCCCCAGAAAUAAAUUAUCAAGACCCAUACCGCCUGGCGAUAAGAGAGCUUGAAGAAAUUACCAGUCCAAGGAAGGUGACUCCACAACUACAGAGAGUUGCAUCACAGAGUGGUAAAGGACCAGCUGGAAAGGACAAGAAACAUGUGUUGUGCUCCAAGACUGUUAUCAAGCCGGAAUCUUGCCAACCAUGUAAAAAGCGGAUAAAGUUUGGAAAACUUGCCUUGAAAUGCAAAGAUUGUCGAGUUGUGUGCCAUCCAGACUGUAAAGACCACCUCCCUUUGCCGUGUGUUCCAAGUGUUGACACGCCUGGCUCAGGAAGAAAACGCCCAGAUGAAAACAUUGAGUUUUAUGCUCCCACCACAGGUCCUAUGGUGCCCGACAUUGUUAUCAAAUGUAUCGAUGAAGUUGAACGCCGUGGUCUUUCAGAGGUGGCUGAGCGCAGUGUGAAGGAGCUCAAGGAGAAGUUUACGCAGGGAAAACUUCCCGACUUGCGUAAAGUUGAAGAUAUCCACGUGGUGUGUGGACUGCUAAAAGACUUCUUACGCAAUCUUGCCGAGCCUCUCGUCACUUACGAUCUGUGGUCGAAUUUCGUCAACGCAGCAAACAAAACGGACGAGGAUGACAGCGCAAGUGCCACAUACCAAGCAGUCAGUGAGCUUCCUCAAGCGAACAGAGACACUCUCGCUUACCUCAUACUCCACUUACAGAAAGUGUCACGUUGCACAGAAUGUAAAAUGGAUGCCAGCAAUCUUUCAAAAGUAUUUGGUCCGACUGUCGUGCAGAACUCCUCCGCCAACCUUGAGCCGAUGCAGAUGUUACAAGAAGCCAAAUGGCAACCCAAGGUUAUGGAGCGACUUCUCUCAAUGCCUGUUGACUACUGGAAUCAGUUCAGAAACAUUGACGGCGAGAAUAUCCGUUCACCCCCAUACAACCCGGCUUCUCAUCGUGUGGACGGAACCCCGCUCACCCCGGAGUGUAGACCCGUACCGGAGAGCAUGCUUGGACCGCUUACAGCUUCAAACACCAAGUCAGUCAAGAAGAAGGGAAGUUUUCUCUCCAGAACUCCUCUUACACCAAGGUUUGGAAGCAAAAGCAAAAAUCCGAAUAAGAGACCAACGCAUUUCUUCGCUUCACCGAUGCUGAAAUAGUUUAAUACUCAGUUGUAAACCUCUUAUUUGUUUUAUAAGAUCGACGCAUCCUUCGCUUGAUAUGUAAACAUGUCAGUCCUUGAUGACGAUCCGGGCGAUAUGACUCUUAUCGCACGGUUGGUACAGUGAGAUCUUUCUCUAAAUGUACAAACAUAUAUUGGGGCUUUGAGGAACUGCAUUUGUUAAAUGAGUAACUGUUACUAUCGCCAUUGAUUCAAAUACCCUUGUUAAUCACUGAUAUUUUGCGUUAGGAUAGUUUAUUUCGUUGUGCCGACAGACUUGUCACGUCUUCGCAGUAUAUAGAAAUGGUGGCUUGUGUUUCGGUAUAUAUUCUUCAAAACGUGCUCGUUUUAAAGCUUCCAAUUGAUUUUUGUCAGAAAAAGUGUUACUUUUCUAUCCAUACAACCAGCUUUUAGGCUAUCAAAUUUAUUGCUAAUAACUUUGUCGCGAAAUAUUGAAUCUCUUUAAAUAGAGUCACUGUAAUUUUGUCCCGUAACUACAGAACGAUUUUCAUUUUGCAUUAAAACAGUCGAGGGAAAACAUAAACCCAUUACUUUUCACAAUGCCUUUCUUUGCCAAGAUAAUAAGAAUUUCGAAGAUCAUUGAGGCAGUUGAGUUUAGGCUUUAAAUUAGGUAUCAUCAACGGUAAAAUCUACAGCGUGCUAUCGUUUCAGUUUAAUGUAUUCCCUUCGUGUUUUUUGUAUCGCCUUUGUACACAGUUUAUCAUCCCUUGUCAGUGACUUAAAUAGCGACUCUUAAAGACUGGUUGUUGCGAACCGCAACAACGAAUAACUCAUGAUCACAAAUUAUUCACUUUGUGAUGUUAUUUGUCCAGAUUUAAACUUUCCAGCAGUUCUCGACCUCCAAGACUGCGUUACACACGACCUCUGUGAUGUCUUCUACUAUUUUGAUAUGCUUAUCCCGGCUGAAGGAAGAAAACUAAAUUUUCAAAGGAUAUCGUGAUGAUUUGGGUGUGACUUCGUGGGAGACCAAUUUAGCGCCCAUACUUCCGUUCAAGUGUUAAGUUGAUGUUUUGGUUUUCGAAUCAAUCUCUGUGGCUGAGAAAUCAAGAGGGGCCAGAUUAUCAGCGAGUCUAUCUCUAACUGAUCCGUCGUAACUGAUUAUUUCAAAGUUGUUUGGGAGGGGGGGUUGAGAAAUUUAACUUACCCCUCUUUAUACUUAAGUCUCGGAUCUGUCUUGUUUACACUUGAAAACCUUGCAGGGAGAAUCUGAACCGCUUUAGUAAAAAAAUCUUCACUGCCCAACGCGUUCGAAGAAUAAUUAUGCAAAUGUACUGACCUUUCGUCUACGCCUGAUCUAUCGCACGGAUCGUUUAGGCAAUGUUGUAGACGCAUUAAACUUGCGAUUUUCUCACAAACAAAUCUAAAACAAAGCGCUUUGGUACCACAGUAUUGUCAGUAUUAAAAAGGGGGGAAUUCUAAACAGUCCACGGGGCCGAGAAUUCGGUCCAACAAAUACAGCUCUAUUUCGCAUGGCUGGACAAAAUUCCCUCACGACAGAAAGCAAAUAGUCUAAGAAAGAAACCUACGGUAGAACAUAGCUCUGAAAAAAAUACGAAACACAUCCACGUCACGUCGAA